Pistacia vera is the source of this 2498-nucleotide messenger RNA. Its product is annotated as dnaJ protein ERDJ2A-like. Gene Ontology annotation, biological process: SRP-dependent cotranslational protein targeting to membrane; post-translational protein targeting to endoplasmic reticulum membrane. The transcript is spliced from 11 exons. The coding region runs from base 200 to 2251 and encodes 683 amino acids. The record is from RefSeq and is a predicted model, not a curated record. NCBI's taxonomy places the organism in Eukaryota, Viridiplantae, Streptophyta, Magnoliopsida, Sapindales, Anacardiaceae. Gene Ontology annotation, cellular component: Sec62/Sec63 complex. Gene Ontology annotation, molecular function: transmembrane protein transporter activity; RNA binding.
CGCUCUUAUGUUAUAUUUCGGAUCUCAUAAGCAAAACCCAAGAAAACUCUCUCUCUUUCUAUCUCUUUAUAAUUCCGCGCCAUCGCUCGUACGAGCGUUAGCGAAGCAGAUCGUGAUCUGUUUAAUUAUCCAUAUCAUUGCCUCUUGCAAUUUCGAGGAACAGCUACGUUUUAGACGUUGUUUCUGGUAGAAGGUCACGAUGGCUGCUUCUGAAGAGAAUAGUGCAUUGUUCCCAAUUUUCAUUUUGACAAUAAUGGCCCUGCCUUUAGUGCCUUAUACAAUUCUAAAGUUGUGCCAUGCUGCCUCGAAGAAAAUAAAGAGCAUUCACUGCCAGUGCUCUGAGUGUGCUAAUUCAGGGAAGUAUCGGAAAUCUAUAUUUAAGCGGAUCUCAAACUUCUCGACCUGUAGUAACUUGACAGUAGUCCUGCUAUGGGUUGUCAUGAUAGUACUCAUUUAUUACAUUAAAAGUAUGAGUAGUGAGAUUCAAGUGUUUGAGCCAUUCAGUAUACUUGGAUUAGAACAUGGAGCUUCAGAUUCAGAUAUAAAGAAGGCCUAUAGGAGACUCUCCAUACAAUACCAUCCUGAUAAAAACCCAGAUCCAGAGGCCAAUACAUAUUUUGUGGAGUACAUAUCUAAGGCUUAUCAAGCUUUGACAGAUCCAAUAUCACGUGAGAAUUUUGAAAAAUAUGGUCAUCCAGAUGGCAGACAGGGAUUUCAAAUGGGCAUAGCUCUCCCGCAGUUCCUGCUAGACAUUGAUGGGGCAUAUGGUGGCAUACUUUUACUUUGGAUUGUUGGAGUUUGUAUUCUCCUGCCAUUGGUGAUAGCUGUUAUUUAUCUUUCAAGGUCAUCAAAAUAUACGGGAAACUAUGUAAUGCAUCAAACACUGUCAACAUACUAUUACUUCAUGAAGCCUUCUUUGGCCCCAAGCAAGGUUAUGGAAGUUUUCAUCAAGGCUGCUGAAUAUACGGAAAUUCCAGUCCGUAGGACUGAUGAUGAACCUCUCCAGAAGCUUUUUAUGUCAGUCAGGAGUGAAUUGAAUCUGGAUCUUAAAAACAUUAAGCAAGAGCAAGCAAAGUUCUGGAAGCAGUAUCCUGCCCUAGUUAAAACAGAACUGUUGAUUCAGGCUCAAUUGACUCGUCAAACAGAUGCAUUGUCUCCUGCUCUGAAAGGUGAUCUCAGGCGUGUCCUAGAACUUGCACCUCGCCUACUUGAAGAAUUGAUGAAGAUGGCACUUAUUCCACGCAAUGCUCAGGGGCAUGGAUGGCUUAGGCCUGCAAUUGGGGUUGUUGAGCUUUCUCAAUGUAUCAUUCAGGCUGUUCCUCUUAGUUCAAGGAAGGCUACUGGAGGAUCCACUGAAGGUAAUGCACCCUUCUUGCAGCUGCCAUAUUUUAGUGAGGCUGUUGUCAAAAAGAUAGCUCGCAAGAAGGUGAGAACAUUUCAGGAGCUCCGGGACAUGACCCUGCAAGAUCGUGCUGAGUUGCUCACUCAAGUAGGUGGAUUUUCCUCUGCAGAAGUUCAGGAUGUUGAGAUGGUAUUGGAAAUGAUGCCUUCUGUAGCAGUUGAAGUUACUUGUGAGACUGAGGGUGAAGAGGGUAUACAGGAAGGUGAUAUUGUCACAGUUCAAGCUUGGGUAACUCUCAAACGUGCUAAUGGCCUGACCCGUGCCCUGCCCCAUGCCCCAUACUAUCCAUUCCACAAGGAAGAAAAUUUCUGGAUUUUGCUUGCAGAUUCUGUCUCAAACAAUGUUUGGUUUUACCAAAAGGUUAGUUUCAUGGAUGAAGCUGCAGCCAUUACGGCAGCUUCAAAGGCAAUUGAGGAGACUAGGGAGGGUUCAGGAGCUACUGUAAAGGAGACAAGUGGUGCUGUUAGGGAAGCAGUUGAGAGGGUGUGCAGUGGCUCCAGACUGGUGAUGGGAAAGAUCCAGGCCCCAGCAGAGGGUAAUUACAACUUAACUUGCUACUGCCUGUGCGACUCAUGGAUAGGUUGUGACAGAAGGACAAACGUGAAGGUUAAAGUUCUGAAGCGAACUCGGGCUGGCACUCGUGGUCUUGUGUCUGAUGAGGGACCCAUUGUGGAGGAUGGAGCUGAUGAGGAAGAGGAGGAUGAAGAAGAAGAGUACGAUGAUUAUGAGAGUGAAUACAGUGAAGAUGAGGAAGAUGAGAAGGAUACAAAAAAGAAGGGUGCUGCUGCUAAUGGUACUGUGGGUAAACAGGGAGCAAAACAGGAAGGUUCAGGCACAGAUGAUGAGUGAAACGAAUAAUUUGGUUGAUCAAUUUAAACAAUAAGUCUUUUUUGUAUUUUCGUAUAUUUAAUUUUUUUUUUUUUUUUUUUUUUUUUAAAAUUGGUGAAAGAACUCAACAGCCAUCACCUGGGUUUUAGAACCCAUUUGAGCACUUUCAGUUAAAAUUUUCACAUGACUAGCAUGAUAUACUUCUAACGAACAAUUUUUUACCCCCAAUUUUUAUUUUAUCUAGUUAAGCAUGCUUCGAAUUUUAGUA